AUGAUAAUAAUAAGUACUCGUAAACAUUUACGUUCGAUCAUCGUCUUCUUCGCUCAAGUCCCUACCGUGCAAUCAAGUACAUCCUUGCUCAAGGUGGAGGCUAUGGCUGGCCAUGAUGAUUCUGGAAAGAAAUCAAAUGAAAAUGAGAUACCAACUUUUAAUGUGGAAAAUAUGCAAAGCAACAUGAAAGUCAUAUACUACAGUCGGACGUUCAUGUCAAUCAUUGGUGGAGUGAUUGCUGGAAUUUUGGGAUUCACAGGCCUCAUGGGAUUUGUCAUCUAUUUACUUGUCAUGGCAAUAACCUCCCUUUGUCUAAUAGCCAAGGCUGGUUUCUCUAUCCACUCAUAUUUUGACACCUGGAAUCGGGUCCUUCUUGACGGCUUUCUAGGCGGCCUUUUGUCUUUCGUGCUGUUCUGGACAUUUGCUUAUGAUAUCGUGCAUAUCUUUUAAAUAAUUCUGACUGGAAUACACAAAGCAAGUUUGGUUAGUGGUGAUGUUGCUUGACAAAUGAAGUUACAAAAAGAAGGGGAUUGAAGGUUUACGAUGUAUUUCAAUUUUUGGAUAUUUUAAUGAAAGUUUAUAUAUGUUUUUAGGACCAAGAUGUGAUUUUGAAGAGGGAUAUGAUAAGGUUUUUAGCAGUUUUGUAUACUUAUGCAUUUUGUUUUCCUGUGACAAAAUGUACAUGUUGGGUGACUGGUCUAGCAAACAUUUUGUGUUUUUAUUAUAA
This is a messenger RNA of Lactuca virosa, 727 nucleotides long. The record is from the annotation of a GenBank genome assembly. Lineage: Eukaryota; Viridiplantae; Streptophyta; Magnoliopsida; Asterales; Asteraceae.